AUGGGCGGGCUCGUAGAACGUACCAAUGGAAUACUUGAGCAGAAGUUGGGAAAGUGGAAAGAGGCAACUGGCCGUUCUUUAAAUGGUGAAAAUCGCACACCUUUAUCCUGUCCAUUGCAUAGUAAAGAUAGUGUUUUAAGUAAAUUACUUGAUACGGUUCAACUGGAUAGUAGUGACAACAUUUUGG
This is a messenger RNA of Racocetra fulgida, 187 nucleotides long. The record is from the annotation of a GenBank genome assembly. NCBI's taxonomy places the organism in Eukaryota, Fungi, Glomeromycota, Glomeromycetes, Diversisporales, Gigasporaceae.